Messenger RNA from Parathielavia appendiculata, 704 nucleotides. RefSeq lists its product as uncharacterized. The transcript has a single exon. The coding region runs from base 293 to 685 and encodes 130 amino acids. Lineage: Eukaryota; Fungi; Ascomycota; Sordariomycetes; Sordariales; Chaetomiaceae. The record is from RefSeq and is a predicted model, not a curated record.
AAGUAACUCGGGAGCAAGUUGCUGGCUGUGUUGAUUGUUGGUUUCGCCCCAUGGAUCUCCGUAUCAAACCACAAGUCCAACGCAAAGCCGGUUUGUCUGGGAGCACAAGACAUGACUUUUCACUAUCAUCUGGUUCUGCGAGCAAACGCAACAGAACCGAUCUGUUCAUAUUCUCAAAGCUUUUCCAACUUUUCUAGUCCUUUCUUUCAACCUCUUUCUUUGAGCUUUCACAACAAUAACAUCACCUUCUCCCUCAAUCGAAUGCAUCGACAUCGACGUCGACAUUAACACCAUGUCGUCUCUCAGCGCCUCCAACUGCCCCAAGGACUCGAUCCCGGCGAAUCUGGCCAUCCCAGAAAACAUCACCUAUGCCGUCAUCCCAGGUCAAAACGCAUCGGACUCUUGGAUAGCCGACUGUUGCGAUCCAUACCCGGUUCAGCUUGUUGAAUCCUGCUGGCUAUGGUGUCAAAUCUCGCCUGGUGUCGGAAUCAAUUCCAAUGCCUCGGACGACACCCUUAAGCACGAAUUCAGGUCCUGCUUGAGAGUCAACGACCGCGAUCCGAACAUCUCCAGCUCAAUCAUGUUCCACUCCAGUGCGCCGAACAGCCAGAGGGCCUCCUUGCUACGCGUUGUCCUGGCGUCACUGGCCACGGUCUCGAUCAUGAGGGGCAUAUCGGCGGCUUAAAAAUGACAUGACCGAGAAU